Molecule: messenger RNA, 1971 nt
Organism: Anopheles darlingi
Lineage: Eukaryota; Metazoa; Arthropoda; Insecta; Diptera; Culicidae
Gene: Cwc25
Product: pre-mRNA-splicing factor CWC25 homolog
Exons: 2
Coding region: 97-1938 (613 amino acids)
Biological process (GO): mRNA splicing, via spliceosome
Cellular component (GO): U2-type spliceosomal complex
Source: RefSeq, a predicted model, not a curated record
CUCAUUUGGGUCUUCUUCAUCAAAUUGUUUAUCAAAACACGGUUUUGCUGAUUUUUAAUUUGCCGUGGACGCGGAAACCGUUUUUUCGAUUCUAUCAUGGGCGGAGGAGAUCUGAACACGAAGAAAUCAUGGCAUCCCAACACGAUGAAGAAUCAGGAGCGCGUUUGGAAGGCGGAACAGCAGGAGGCCGCCGAGAAGCGUCGGUUGAACGAGCUGCGGCGGGAGAUAGACGCGGAGCGCAGCCGGGAGGAGCUGAAGAGUAUGGCACAAAAAUCGGGCGUCAUACCGGACAGCGAAGGGGCAGACAAAAAGCUGGAGUGGAUGUACAGCGGGCCAUCGCAGCUGGUGAACCGCGAGGAGUACCUGCUCGGACGCACAAUCGAUAGAACGUUCGAGGAUCUGGAUGCUCAGGAGAAGGCCGCCACCUCGAAAUCGGCCUUUGGCGUAGCACAACCGAAGAACCACGUCGAGCACGAAUGUAUACCCUUUUCCAUCCGCCAGCACAAGGGCGUCCUGAGCAAUGAUCAGGUCGAUCUCGCGCGCAAACUAAUGGAAGAUCCGCUCAUGAUGAUCAAGCAGAAGGAGAUGGAAUCUCGCCAAAAACUUCUACAGAACCCGGUUAAAUUGAAGGAGUUGCACCGGCUGCUGAAAAGUGAUCGGCGUCUGCAGGGCAAGGAUGAGAAGGACAGGAAAACAAAGGUCAAGAAGUCGAAAAAGUCUAAGAAAAGCAAAAAGAGUUCCAAAAAGAAGCGUAAGAAAAGUCGAAAGGGAAGCAGCUCCGACAGCAGUUCCGACAGUGACGGCGAGGAAGGCGCGGAUCUGGACCAACUGCUGGCCGAGAAGUACAAGAAGGUGCAGCAUUCGAUGGCGGAAGAGCAUCCGGAGGGUGUCAGUAUCGAUAAACUGUUGACGAUGAAGUAUGAAAAAUUGUCCAAGGAACUUGACAAAAUAGGCAAUGGCAAGAAGAAGAAGGACAAAAGGCAACGGCAUGAGCGCAGUAGCAGCGAGCGAUCCACCGAGCCAUCUAAUCGUCGUAGAGUCUCGCGAUCCUGCUCCCCGCAAAGGCGUAAGCACCAAAAGCCAAGUCGUGAUCGUCAAGGUAGAGAAUCGGAUCCGUCCAGGGAAUCUAAAAGGGAUCGUGAUCGUUCCAAGCCGUCAACGUCUAGCAGGCGAAGUCGCUCUAGAAGCAGGGACAAAAGGGAUGGACCAUCUUCUAGCCGAGGAUACCCUCGUCAGUCUGCAAUGGUUCGGGAUGAGCGUCGUUACGAAACCGGCCAACGGAAUGCUGGCCGUACUCGAUCACGGCCGAGAUCAAACGAAAGGCGACCGCGUAACGCAAGGUCUCGUUCGACGACUCCUCGCACUAAAAGUCCCAACCAAUUCAAGGCAAAACGAAGAAAUUCUAGAAAUUCUUCUCCAGACUCAUCGCGAUCGGAACAAUCGAGCUCCUCCGAGAAUUCCACACCACCACGGCAAGCAUGCGAUUCGGAGGAAGAGAAACGGAUGAAAAAGGUCAGAAACUUUGGGCUAGUAACGGCAUCCGGCCAAAAGCUGGAAACGAAGGCCAGCGCCGCCAAUGUGCGUUUGUACAACCGUGAGGAGAUCAAGGCCGAACAAUCGAAGCUGAAACCAACGUGGAGCAAACCAAACGAACGGAAGCGGCCCUUAACGGAGGAGGAACUGGAAGAGAAGCGACGCGCAAUGCUGGAUAAUGCACGAUGGCGCGAGAAGGAUCGAGCAAACAACGUCAAACGCUACGAGGCGGAAGAUCAUCGGGAGGAGACUAGGCAUGGUGGCCGCGAGUACGAUAAGGAGUUUGUGACGAAACAGUUUAAGCGGGCGGCAGCUAGUGAAACGGUAGAGUCCCGCAUUCGCUCAAAUCGUAACAACAUUCAACGUUCCACGGGGGCGAUGGAUAGCAAUUUUGCGAAGCGUUAGUCCCUGAAAUUGAGCGAUCAAUAAAAUUCAAUA